Messenger RNA from Fomitopsis serialis, 1191 nucleotides. Its product is annotated as ribonuclease H2, subunit B. The record is from RefSeq and is a predicted model, not a curated record. Bases 88 to 1104 code for a protein of 338 amino acids. Lineage: Eukaryota; Fungi; Basidiomycota; Agaricomycetes; Polyporales; Fomitopsidaceae. The transcript has 8 exons. Gene Ontology annotation, biological process: ribonucleotide metabolic process; RNA catabolic process. Gene Ontology annotation, cellular component: nucleoplasm; ribonuclease H2 complex.
ACCUCACUACCUCGCGGUGCUAGUUGGACCGGCCACUCAUCGAAUAGCAAACGCAGUGUCAGAGUAACCUGGAAACAACAAGAGACGAUGAGCCGCCAUGUGGCCGUCCUCCCGGACGAUAUCCUGCAGACCAUAGCGACGAAAUUUAACGGAGAAGAAAGCGCUGAAGGAAGUGCUACGACGAAAGUGCUCCGAUUCCUCCGACUACCACAUCCCCGUACUGGAUUACCUGCAUUAUUUUUUCCUCCCGAGCUGCCAGACAGAUCGAAGUCAACGAUACUCGAGGUGCAGGCUGUGACACCUCCAAACCCGCGGUCAUGGUUCAUGCCAGAGGGUGAGGUCAUGAAGGAUGGGCAACUACUGAUUCUUACGCCUGUUGACCCGGUAUUUCUCCUUAUACCUUUGUUACGAUGCUCAUGUCCGACUGAUAAUGCGCCGAGUAACUUUCGCUCUGCGGAGGAUCUCUUUGAGGUAGCCACGUCAGCAUACCUCCAGACGUCGGGAAGUACACCGUCGCAAGGGGAACCAACACCUUACUCCUCGGACGAUCUGCUACGCCUUCUAUCGUACAGAUGUAUAGACAGUGCCAUGAGGCGGAUCUGCGAGGUCAAAGAGAUCACUGCGGACAUCGUCGUGUAUCGUUACUCGCAAGAGAAGACGACGAACUAUCUGAAGACCAAAGUAGAUAGGCUGGCCAAACCGGCGAUAUGCGAGACAUCGUCGACCAUCGUUCGUCAGCUGGCAAAGGAUGGUCUAAUGGACGACGGCAAGGAAGAACUGUUAAGUUCUGCACGAAUCAAGGCAGCUUGCGAACUGCUUUCGCAAUACCUUUCAAAUGAUCUAUACACAAUCCUCCUAACACAAUACGACUUCGCUGCGCUCGAUGCGCAUCUCCAAACCAUCCAGGCGGAACAGAUGGCUAGCAUUGAGGACACACCGAUCCCCAAGGCGAAGAGAGGAAAGGCACAAAGCCAGACUGGAGAGGCGGCUGAGAAGAAGCGGAAAGCUCCAGCGAAAGCCUCGACCGGCGUGGAGAAGCUGAAGAAGGUAAAUGUCAACGGGAUGUCGAAGAUAUCCAGCUUCUUUCAGAAGCCUGCAAAGUAGCUUGUCGGUCUGUCUCUGUUUUCUUUCUGGAACUUGUAAUAUAUGUAUUGUCUUGGGUUGUGUAUAGACUGGUGAGUGACUGACUGC